AACCUUCUAUUAAUAUCUUACAAACUAAAACCUUCUUAGAAAUGCCUUAUAAAAUGGUUAAUAUUUCUUAUAAAUAUGUUUAUACUUUCUUAAAUCAACAAAAAGAAUAUGCAAAAGCUAAUAGACUUUUAAAAAAAACAAUUCAAUUGGGGUUAAAUAUAGAACCGUUGGCAAUACAAGAGUUAACCAAUUUUAUGAAAAACUUUAUAACAAAACAUACACCAAAUCAGAAAUCACCCCCAAAAAACCCUAAAACUUUGUUAGCUAAAUCUUAUAAUAUACUAAGCAGCUCUGAUGAAUCUGAUGGCUUUGAUAGUUUUGACUCAAAUUAUGAUAACAAUGAAUUAGAUUCUCAAGAUAUUGAGAAUAUAAAUCUAUCUUUAAUUCAGAACUCUAUUGUUCAUACAAAAAAAGCCGGAUAUGAAAAAUGGUAUCAAAAAAAUCAAAUUCUAUAUUCUUUUUAG
Molecule: messenger RNA, 464 nt
Organism: Racocetra persica
Lineage: Eukaryota; Fungi; Glomeromycota; Glomeromycetes; Diversisporales; Gigasporaceae
Source: the annotation of a GenBank genome assembly